Molecule: messenger RNA, 6438 nt
Organism: Chelmon rostratus (copperband butterflyfish)
Lineage: Eukaryota; Metazoa; Chordata; Actinopteri; Chaetodontiformes; Chaetodontidae
Gene: rapgef5a
Product: Rap guanine nucleotide exchange factor (GEF) 5a
Exons: 26
Coding region: 141-2825 (894 amino acids)
Biological process (GO): Ras protein signal transduction; positive regulation of GTPase activity
Cellular component (GO): plasma membrane
Molecular function (GO): guanyl-nucleotide exchange factor activity
Source: RefSeq, a predicted model, not a curated record
GCAGGUCGCCCAGUGUGAGCGCGAGGUGGGGGGAAAUGGCGAACGGGCGCGGGCGGCGGUGCGCCUCGUGAGGAUACACUAGACACCCGGAGCCGAGGCAGGCGGCAGCUCGAGGACAGACAGGAGAAGGAAAGGGAACCAUGGAGGACUCCGAGCCCGCAGAGGACGGCUUGCUCGCGGGCUUACGGUGGAACAGGAGCGCACGAGACCAGGCUCAGCUCAAACACAAAAUCCGGGAUCUGCCGGGGCUACUCAAGCACGGGCUGCACCUGCGGAAGAAGAGCCAAUCACCUGACACUAUCCCGGGACCGAGCACUGGACCCACAGUACAUAAGUCUUGUUCCCAGAGUUUUCCGUGUGCUGGCCGGACUGUGAGGAAUGCCUUCCUCUCCCAUGGACCAUACCCAGCUAAAGACAAGAUACACCUGGCCAGAAUCAUACGGCGUAGCUAUGUGGGCGUGGAGCUGGUGCAGUGGCUGUGCGAGCAGUGUGUGUACGUGCGCUGUCGGACUACUGCUGUGCGUGUCUGGCAGGUGCUGCUGGAGCUGGGAGUCCUGCUGUCUGUGGACCAGCGGGUGGUGUUUUCAGACUCCAACUCUUACUACCAGUUCAGCUUUGAGGAGUGUGACUCUGCCUCCUGUGAGUUUCGCUCCAAUGAAGGGGAGUGGCCAGAGGCUGUUAGGCUCCUCCUACAACUCGCCCCAUACGUCCAGUUUCGCUCUGGAGGCGGGGCCAACAGCCCGUCAGAGGAAGACUCUGAAGGCAACAGGGACAUCUGCAGUGAGAUUCUCCAGAUGAAAGCUCUUGAGAGGCUCACUUCUACGGUACAAAGUGAGCUAGCGGCAGCUCUUGCCAGAAAGACUCGCAAAGCUUUAUCAGAGCAGGACUCUGAGACGACGGAGAUGAGCCAACAGGAGCCUCGCACACCCAGUGAGGAGAGCAGCCCGCUGGGUGGGGUGUGUGCACUGCGGGGCGGCGGUGGCGGCAGCGGCGUCGGCGGUGGAGGAAUGGGGACGUGCGGCCGUGAGGAGCUGACCAGCCGGCUGGGGCUGGAGGCCGUUCAGCGGCUGGCCAAGGACGGCUGCCGGCUGCUGCAGAACCACAACUACCGUCUGCCUGACAGGAACCAGGCGGAGGCAGUGGGGAGGGUUUGUCUCAAGGAGAGAGGACGAGACGUGUUGGUGUUGCAGAGAGUGACAUCAUCAGUGACGUCGCCAUCGGACCGGCCCUCACCCACAUCAUCAGGGGGCGGGUCCAGAGAGGAGGACUGUGACAAGAGGUAUGUGGUGGUGUCGGGGACGCCGCUCAAGAUCUUAGAGCAUCUGCUAAGUGACCUGCGGCUGGACGACCAAAGAGGGGCGCCAGAGAGCAGAGAGAGCGAAAUGCUGCUGGAUGACUUCCUGUUGACCUACCUAGUGUUCAUGUCCACCAAUGACCUCUGUCAGGCUCUGCUGGGACACUAUAGCAGUGUCCGCUGCAGGGGCCAGGAGGAGGGUAAAGACGCCCUCUUCAGGAAGCGCAAGGUACUGCAGCUGGUAUCCCACUGGAGCAGGCUCUACAAGGACUUCCUCAAGGAAGAGGAGCAUGUCAGGAGCUUCAUGAAGACCCUGUACAGGUGUGUUUUAGAAGAUCUGUAUGAGUUUCCUACAUUGGAGAAAGACCUGAAGGAGUUUCAGAAACUUCUACGUCGCAGACACACUGUGGAAGACUGCCCUCCAAACCAGAAGAGUAAACAAAUGUAUCAGCAGCUGAGUUUGAAGGAGAACGUUUUGCAACUCCGAAGUCCAUCGACUGAGACUCGAGAGGUUAUCUGUUGUGUGUAUGUGAGCGCUGACUCCUACCUGAGCGUCCACACGCACCCCUCAAUGGAGGCCCAUGAGCUGCUGAGGAUUGUCGGUCUGAAAAUGGACCGAGCAGAAGAAGACAUGGUGCUUGCUGUAGCGUCACACACUGGAGAGCGGAGGGUGUUACAGCCCAGCGACUGCGUGUAUUCAGAGUCUCUGACCCCACAGGGAAAGCUCAUGGCCUGUCGCAGGGAUCUCACUGAGAUUUUGCCUCCUUUAACAGACAGUGCUGAGCUAAGCAGGAGGCCGGUGCGACUCUUAGGUAUUAACACCUGGGAUGUGGCAGCUGCUCUCACACACCUGGACUGGAGCCUCUUUAAAUCCAUCCACGAGCAGGAGCUGGUGUACUACACCCUCAGCCGUGCUCCUGGUACGGGCCACACGGCGGCGCUCUCAGUCCUGCUCCAGCGCUGUAACGAGGUCCAGCAGUGGGUCAUGUCCGAGGUGCUCAUGUGUGUAUCGCUCAACAAGAGGGUACAGCUGCUCAAGAAGUUCAUCAAGAUUGCAGCUCAUUGUAAAGCCCAAAGAAAUUUGAACUCUGCGUUUGCCAUUAUCAUGGGUCUCAACACGGCAGCUGUCAGCCGACUCAACCAAACCUGGGAGAAAUGUCCCGGAAAGUUCAAGAAGCUUUUCUCAGAGUUGGAGCUCAUCACGGAUCCAUCUCUGAAUCACAAAGCCUAUAGGGAAUCCUUCAAGAGGAUGAAACCUCCCAAGAUCCCUUUCAUGCCUCUUCUCCUGAAAGAUAUCACCUUUAUCCAUGAGGGAAACAAGACCUUCCACGACAACCUGGUCAACUUUGAGAAGUUGCACAUGAUUGCAGACACAGUGAGAAUGAUUCGCCACUGCCAAAGCGACCAGCCAGGCAACGAGGUAAUUGGGGUCGACAGUGCGGAGGUGAGGGCGAGCGUUCACUACCUGCACAUUAUCGACAAUCAGCAGACGCUUUUCGAACUGUCACACAAACUGGAGCCACGCGCAUAAACACACACACACACACACACACACACACACACACACAUUCUCACUCCCAUACACACAUACCCUCAUAGACGCACACACAAACAGCGCAGUGGAAAUGCUAGUGCUGAGUACGUGUGACAUAGAGGACGCUUUGCACAGCAAAAAGUCACACAUGCAUACACUGCAACAAAAUCACAGUACCAGCAGAGGGGCCAAGUGGACAAUAAGGUGCCAUGUGUUCUGACAAAGCUGCCUCUUCUCUAAAGGCUUUGACACCCAACUUGUGUUCAUUAAGGAUUUAUGAAGUCCGUACAUGCUCUGUGAACUUUCUACAGGAAGAGAUUCUGCACAGCAAGACAGAGAUUUGCCGAACUGAGACAGAGGAUAGAGGAGGCUGUAAUUAGUUUGUACAGUAUCUAUUGGACUGAAUAUGCCCCUGUUUUGUUCCUGUGAUGAGCUUUUGGUUAUUUAUGAGCCUGUUCAGCAGGUGGAAUGUUCCUUUAUUUCUGUCAUAGUCUCAUCACCCUCCUCGGAGGUCAACAAGGACUCAAUUGCCUUCAUCAUUUCAGUUACCAACACAAAAUCAUCUGUAGAGGAGUUAGAUUUGUUCACCUUAUGGCUACAAUCUGUCCAAUCGAUGGUCGCACAUGACUUCAUCUGCAUAUCACAUACCUCGUGAAGCAUGUACAUCCAGAAUACAUGCCAUAGUUAUUUCAGUGUAUGAUGUGGAGCUUUUCUUUGGUUAUUGUGUGGUAGCGUACCAACACCUUUUCUCCUUUUCUCACAGAGGUUCUGUCUUUUAACUGAAAGCGCAGAGCCUCACUGAGGGACAGCAGGUGUGACGUUAACAGUGUAUUUUGUCUGGCGUGCACUGUGAGAAGCACUGUUCUAGACUCACAGUGAUGUGAAACACUGAAGCCCUCCUGACCGUGCCAGAGCUCGACCACUGCUGACGAAUAGUGAACUGUUUUUGGUUUCCAUUUUAGAGUCCUGGUUGACUUUUAGCCAAACACUCGUCAUGCACUCUUCUCUAUGAUGUUUUUGUGUGAAUAGAUAAUGAGAAUUUUACAUUGUAUAUAAUAUGGACCUGUACAUUUUUCAGUGCCAAAUGUCAGAUUGAGUCCUGCAGCAUAAAUGGACUGUAGAGCUCUUGGUUUAUUUAGAAAUCAGUUUCUUUUAUUAUUUUUUUUAUCAGAGAAUUUGAUUUCCUUGAACGAGCCCUGGAAUGAGGUCUGGUCCUUGAUCAUGUAAAGCAGAUCUGACUCCUCACAGAGAUGCUUUCUGACAUUAUGACGACUGAUUUCAGGGUGCAUGAUGGUAUCCCACUCGCCCUGGGUUGCUAUGGAAACACAGCCCCAUCACAGAGCUAUUUUGCUUUCUUUUUUUAAUCCUUGAAUUAUAUUACCUUAGCAGAUAAGUCAAAGCGCCGCACCACAGACCUUUGUUAAGAAAUAGCUUUAUUCAACAGCACCAUGUUCAUGGGGAGAUUCUGACGUGGAUGAUUCAUUCUUACUGACUGAAAAGAUCAUGUGACGCAGAAGUGGUCUUGUGUAAACUGUCUGUGAAAACCAACACAGGAUGUGGACAGAAUAAUGGAAGCACAAGGGCACAGACUUCCUUAGAAUAAGACUUUUUUUUCUUUGGUUCAUCUAUUAAUUUAAAAAAAAAACACUAACUACAUACUGGCUGGCAAAAUUAUCCUUUGAACUAAAAAAACCCCCUCAAAUUCUCAUGUUCUUGUUGGCAAGGCCAUGACGUGAAAAACUAUUGCUAUUCAAAUCACUGAGGGACCAGCCUGUCUUAAAUUAUCACUCUGGCUUGGUCUGUAGUCACAAGGAAAGAAACGCAGCAUGUGAUGAGAGGAAUAAUUCAGGAAUUAUACAUGAGGGAUGAUGAUACAUACAAAUGAAGACAAGAAACCCGCCCUGUAGAAUCACAAGCAGUCUUCACAUCUAGGAGACAUUAACAGUGUUUGUGUUAUUUUGUCCUUGCCUUGUAUCUGUCUAAGCAUAGCCAGUCACUUCAGUGGACCAUUUCUGCUGAGCGGGAGGAAACAUCCAAAGGAGAGAUUCCUGAAAGUUAUGUAGCGAUGUAUUGUUUGGAUAGUUCUAAAACAUGGGGGGUAAAGUGCAAUGCAGUAGAAAUGUUGUUGCCACAAGUGCUAGUCAUCAUUUCAACACAAAGCCUUUCAGAGCACAGAGCUGCUUUCUCGUUUUCAGACUUCUUCGCUUCAUCGCAAGAAAAAGAUCAAAGAUGAUCUCGAGGUGGAGACUCACUUUUAAACAGAAUUCUUGUGUCAUGAGCAACGUAGUCAUCGUCUGUGUAUUAAAAACUCUUUCAAAGACAAACUCUAACCUGUUGUUGUCACCAACGCUUCCUGUAGAUGCUCUGACACUGAAUGUGAAGCCAGUUUCUCGGACACUGUCACAGUCGCCCAAAUUGAUUCAUUCUCAUCAAAAAGCUAACUUGAGCCAUUUCAGUUAAGCUUUUGCUGAACGGCAGCCACUGCAGCCUCUAGAGAACGUUAUGGGACAAUGCUAAAUGCCAAACUAUGGUUUAAGAUUUAAUUAAACACUCAUUUAGCAUUUAACUAAAACGCUAAGCUGCUGUAACAGUAGCACAAUUGGAGUCGCAAAGCUGUCGGACAGCUAUGUUUACCAACCUUUACUAACAUUUGCCGCCGUGAGCUACUAUACUAAACUCUUGAAUUGAGCAACGAUGUGUUUGCUUGCUUCUGAGUUCAGCUUUUCAUUAGGAAGAGAAACACUGUGUAAUUUCUUCUCUUCAGUCACACAGUUUUGCUUUAAAGAUGCUUUUUAUGAAACCCAGUCAGUGAUUCUUUGACCGCUGGAGCUGAUAAAUCUGAGCUAUGGUCUGUUCAUGUUCAGUGUCAUAGGAAGGCCUUGUGGUAGUCAUUUUUACUAUUAACCUGUACAUGAUGCACACAUGCACAAACACACAUCUGCUCAUUGUGUUCAGAGAGCAGAAUAAUUGUGCUCUACUAGUUAUUUAUUAUAUUAUAUUGUUUAUUUAUGUAUUUCUGAAGUGACAGAAGUUCAUGUGCCAUGUUCAGAGGGUCAACAAUGUGGAGGUGCACACUUGAGAAGAAAAGAUGUUUGUGGUUUGAAGCGGCAAAGCUGGAAUGUAAAAGUAUUUGUUAUGUUUUGUGGCCACUUGAGGGCAGCAGAAGAGCACGCCAUUGUGCGAUGACGCUCGUCUCCAUCCUCUGGUGUCAAAUGCUGUAAUGGACAGGAAACCAACAGGAAGGUGUAUUUGGUUUUUUAUGGGCUGUUAUGACUGUGUAAAGUUAAGUUGUUGUUUUUUUUUUUUUUAAAAAAAACAAUGUUGUUUAAAACCUGUUUGCAUGUUAAAAAAAACAAAGUUCAUAAUGCAAGAGAGGACACAUUGAAGGCUUUGUACUAUUGUAAUAUUGUUGAUGUGUAAAUAUAUGCCCAUGUUUGGUAUGUUGUUAUUAUUUAUCAGUUGUAAAUGAAAAAAAAGUCAACCACAAAGCAAUACGUCUCCCCUUGUGUCCCCUCAACCUUCUGACAGCUGAAGCCACAUGUCUUUUCUAAAGCUGCGUUUUACUAUGUCAGAAUAUGACUGAAAUGAAUAAAUUAUAGGUUUUAUGUGA